This is a messenger RNA of Zootermopsis nevadensis, 6646 nucleotides long. RefSeq names its product protein FAN. The record is from RefSeq and is a predicted model, not a curated record. Lineage: Eukaryota; Metazoa; Arthropoda; Insecta; Blattodea; Termopsidae. Gene Ontology annotation, molecular function: protein binding.
UUUAAAAUCGUUGAUUGUGAAGUCAAAGAGUCGGCAACGUGAUAAUAUGGUGUAAUUCUGUGUUAUUAAGUGCGGAUUAUAAACAGUAAUCGUGCGGGUUAUGCUUUUUAUCGUUCGAGUUACGCGUUUAUGAUACGAUAUUGAAGUAUCAGUAACAUUAUGGAAAAGGAAAGGUUCUCGUUACUUUUACUAGAACCUGCAGAAAUAUAUUUUGAAGAUUUCAGUGCCUUUUUAUUCCCAGUUGAUGCUAAUGAACAUGACUUUGAGAAGAAGAAACAAAUUGGACGGCUCAAAAUGUGUUCAAAGUCAAUUGUGUUUGAUCCUAAGGAUAUAAACAAACCACUUAUAAAGAUUUCUCUCAAAGAAUGUUUAAACAUAUCAGAAUGGGAUGGAGAACUUGCAGCUAAAUUAUCUCCAAAAAAUAAUGUUAUUGCUGUGAACUGCAAACAGUAUGUGGAGAUGCUGGCAGGAAAUGUGCUGGCUCCAUAUUCAUUUAUAGCUGAAAAGCAUAAGUUUCUUUUCCUUUUAAAUUAUGCCCGACUUACAGACUGUCUACCACAGAUAUGCCAGCUUCACCGUGCGUCAACUCUACCAGCAGCUGAGCAAAGCAGUAUGAUUGCUGCUAUAGUGUACUCUCGUCAGAGUCGUGUUAGUUUUGACACGCUGUGGCUGGAGGACCUGUAUGAGAAGGUGAUCCUAGAGACUCAAGGGAGCAAAAUUACUCCUCUUGUAGUGAACCCUGGCAGAAUUCUGCUCACAUCAUCAAGACUUUACUUCCAGCCUUAUAACAACGUAGAAUCUUAUCCUGUCUUGAAGAUUCGCCUUCCAGAUAUCAGAAGAAUUGUGCAGAGGAGAUUUCUUUUGAGGCAAGUGGGCCUUGAAAUAUACUGUGAUAACAAUAGCCAAGUGACUCAUCUGUACUUAUCAUUUAAAUCAGAAGUAGAGAGAGAUUCCCUUUACCAUGGACUUAUGGACCAACCUUGUGUGCAUUUGGAGAACACAGAGCAGGAGAUGAUGACUCUGCAGUGGCAGAAUGGAGUAUUGUCUAAUUAUGAUUAUCUCCUGUAUAUUAAUAGUAUGGCUGACAGAACAUUUAAUGACCUCACUCAGUAUCCAGUUUUCCCUUGGGUGAUAAAGGAUUACUCAUCCUCAGAACUGAAUUUGGAUGAUCCUAAAUCAUACAGGAACCUUAGUAAACCAGUUGGAGCUCUAAGCGAGGUUCGUCUGGCCAGAUUAAAGGAGCGCUGUAAAGAAAUGUCUCCACCAAAGUUCUUGUACGGCUCUCACUACUCAGCACCAGGAUUUGCUUUGUUCUAUUUAGUGAGGAAGUUUCCACAUUACAUGCUUUGUCUUCAGAAUGGAAGGUUUGAUCAUCCUGAUCGUAUGUUCAACAGUGUACCUGAUGUGUGGAAGAAUGUAACGACAAAUAUGUCAGACUUCAAGGAGGUGAUUCCUGCUUUCUAUGAUGCUGAAGGGGGUGGAGACUUUUUAGUUAAUGCAUAUGGAAUAAACUUUGGCUAUAGACAUGAUGGAACCAAAAUCGGUGAUGUUCAGCUUCCCCCCUGGUCCACUGGACCACAGGAUUUUGUGAGAAAGCUUCGAGAUGCCUUGGAAUCUGACCAUGUGUCAAAUACCUUGAACCAUUGGAUAGAUCUAAUAUUUGGGUAUAAACAGACUGGAAGUGAAGCAGAAAAGGCUGAUAAUUUGUUUUAUUACCUUUGUUAUGAGGGUGCUAUAGAUCUUGAUUCUAUACAAGAUCUGAAUCAGCGGCAUGCUUUAGAAGUGCAGAUUAUGGAAUUUGGUCAAAUUCCAAAACAAAUCUUCACAUUGCCACAUCCACAGAGACUAACUGGUCUCCCACCUUUGAUAACAACAAAUUUAGAAGAGAGUUCCAAUGCCACAUCAGAGAUGGAGAAGAGCAGCGCAUUCCGUGAUAGGGUGCACAGUGUUUCACAUUUCCCUGUGUGGCACAGCUUCAGCACAUUGAGAAACAUUGCCUCAUUUCAGUCUCAUAAAGAGGCAGUGACUGCAGUUGCUGUUGCUGAAAACAAGCAGUUUGUGGUAUCAGUGGGACAGGAUUCUCUUCUCAAAAUGUAUUCUAUUUCAGAAAAGAGGCAGGUGCGCAGUGUAACUCUGUCCUCCAUGGCAUUAUCGUCAUGCAUUAUUAUGCCUGAUGAUAAAUCUCUCAUAGUGGGAUCAUGGGACAAUAACAUAAUUCUGUACAAUCUGGAGUUUGGAAGAGAAAUGGACUCUGUUCGAGGUCAUGAAGAUGCAGUAUCAUGUCUUGCUUGGGGCAGCAAUAAUCAAGUUCUAGUGUCUGGAUCUUGGGACUGUUCAGUACGAGUGUGGCAAGGGAUGGCUGAUGGGCGUCGGAUCAAACCUUCAUCGUCUUUAACAGCUCAGUUUGACCACGAUGCCCAUAUAACUUGCCUAUCAUUGACCAGGGAUAACAAACUGCUUGUGUCUGGUACACAGGAUGGUGACCUGUUUGUGUGGUCAGUGGAAACCCAGUCUUUGAAUCAACAACUUCCACGGCAUAAUGAUACAGUAUAUGCAGCAAGCUUUAGUCCAGAUGGCAACAAGUUGGUGUCAUGUGGCGAGGAUAAAACUUUCAAAGUUUUUGAUCUGACCUCUGGGAUGCUAGUGUACACCAAAACACUUGAUGAAGAAUUAAGGUGCCUUUGUUGGGAUGGUUUUACUUUGAUUCUUGGGGGAAGCUUUGGAAAUCUGUACAUAUGGGACUUGGUCCAAGUGAAACUGCUGAAACAAAUAUCAGCUCAUAUUGGGGCAGUUACUGCUGUAGCUUCCUCUAAUGACGGCACUGUGGUUGUAACUGGUGGAGAAGAUCGUCGUGUUGUAAUCUGGAAACCAUCCUCUGAUAGCUGAACUGAUGUAAAGCAUAGUGUUAAACUUUGUAAGUAAUUUCUAACUGUACCAGUAUUGAUUAAGAUGUAAAUAAUAGAUAUAGACUUGUUGACUUAUGUAUGCCAUUCUUGAACAUUGUCUUCCUGUUAUUACAGUAUUGGUGAUUGGUCAUUAUAUAAUGGAAGAACAACACUUAUCAGGAGAGUUUUUAAUAUCACACUUGGAAACUGUGCUUGUAGUAACAUCACUUUUUAAUUUUCAUACUACAUUAAAUUAAGUAGUCAGUCCAUACUAAAUAAAUGUAUAGAGCAUGUCUUCUGUAAAAAGUCUUAUUGACUGUGUGUGAAGUGGAGUUAAAGUAGGAAAGCUGUGGCAGUGAAUGUUUAUUUUCUGAAUAAGUGUCGAUGCAAAACAUAAUGAAAUACUGUAGCUGGCUACCAGAUGUUAAAAAAAUCCUUAACAGUAAAUAUUGGAGUUGAAUUCUUAAAGAAGAAGAGUAGUUUAAGGGCAGUUAAAGUUGGUAUACACCGAACAUAUUAUUAAUUUUAAAUGUGGGUGCAAUUAUCUUCAGUGAAAUUUUGAAUAUAAUUGCAUUAUUUAUCAUCCUUUUAAUUUCCUUGUUGUGUUUUCAUUGUACUGAUUUUGUCUUUCAGAUGCAUUGUGAUUUAUGGUAUAGCUGCACAUGUUGUGUAAUAUGCUCUUUAAUAACUUUUAUGUUCGAAUUUAAAUUCUUUUGCACUGUUUAGAACCAUUUGCUCUAAAUUAUUACAAAUAAACUUUGAAGGAAGAUAAGUGAGGAAAGGUUGAACCCAGAAUUGUGGAAAAUUUAUGACUGUAUGUACUCUUGAAAUCAGUAAGUUUGGCCAUUCAUAUGAUAGUUUGUUACUUCAAUAAACACAUUCUACUUCUAAGGUUUGACGGUCUCCGUCCCUUCAACAGAAUAUACUCCCUGUUACUUCUGCAUUUCACUGUAUUUGUUAAUUGAUUUAAUUUCUGUUACACCAACUGCCUUGCCUGUGAUGCCAUACAAAGAAUACAUAUCAUUGUCCAUUUACAGAAAACACCAAAGCUGGUUUCAUCGCCAAGGUUCGUACUUGAUUAUUUUUAAAUAUGCAGUUUUUAUGGGCUGAAGGUGUCUCUUUUGGUGCAAGAUGUUAAAAGCUGAUGCAGAGCUUAAUUUUGUACAAUUUUCUUUGUGUUAGAUUCAUGGAUGUUCUUAUUUUAUAUGGUCACAAUGAUAUGGUAAGAAAUUGUGUUUUGUCUCAUAUAUUUUAGGCUAUAGCUAUUCAAACAUAGCUAUAGACAGCAUUAACCAGUUACCUUUGUCUUAGUGAUGUCAUGGGUUGUGUUUUCUUUGAGUUGACUGAGUAUUUAAAAAUUAUUUUAGACAAUCUUUUCCUUCUAAAGGUUAAUGUCUAAUCUAAUACUUGGGUACUGGAUACUGAGAAUGACCCGUUCUUCAAGUGCCUGAGCACUGCGGGUCCCAACUUUUCGUUGGCUUUGAACUAUAGACAUUCAGUAGGACAGCUUGGACGAGGGAUCGGCCCAUCGCAAGGCCUCUACCUGUACACAGGACAGCACAACAGGACAAACAUCCAUGGCUUGAGUGGGAUUCGAAUUCUCGGUCCCAGCGACCAAGCGGCACAAAGCCCAUGCCUCAGACCACGCAGCCACUGCGGACCCCCUAAUCUAAUACAAUCUGUGAUAAUCAUUCUUGUAUUUUAUUUAUACAUAAAAACCUGAUGUAUCAAAUUUUUCAUAAGGAUAUUGUCAGUAUUGUUCGUAACACAUUCUUUACAAUCAUUGUAAACAGAUUACGGGUGGAAGUGAAGAAUUUCAUAACUGGCUCUGUCUACUUUCAUGCAACUUGUUCAUAUUGCAUAUUCCUAUAGCGUGUUUAUCAGCAUUUGGUUAAAAAUCUUUUGAAAACAGUUUACAUACUUGUUUAAUUAUUUUUGACCUUGUUUCCUGAAUGGAAAAUACAUCUGUAUAUUGGUAAUUUCUCUGUCUGUCUCUCCCAUCAGUGAAAUAAGUUACAUUAUGUCGGUUUAAUGAUUUUGUCAUUGGCAGUACUGAGAUGGCCAUGUGAACUUCUUAUGAGGUGGGCUGAUUCAGUAGCAUCCUUACCAUGUGAUCUGAAAUGUUAUAUGAUGGUGAAUUUUAAAAAGUAUGCCAUUUUUGGCAGGAUCACUUUAAUUUGAGAUAAAAAAUAAGAACACAGAAGUCGUGGGAAAAAUAAAUGUGCUUCUGUAAUUCACGAUUGUAGCUUAUGAGUUUUAACUAGGAAUGACAAAUGUGGGAAGAUGAAUUUUGUUUCAAGUACAUGAGUAUGGGUAUGGUGAUGGUGAUGCAUAUAGUAUGCUUCAGUAGUUUACCUUUCUGAAAACAAAAGCUUCUGGAAACAAGCCCAUGUCUAUCUUAUUGCACAUAUUAGGCAUUAUAAUGAGUAGACAUUGCUAAAUGCUAUUUAAAUGCUUAAUUAAGUGUGAUAUUAAUUGCUGAAAAUGAAAACAAAGUUGAAUGUUACCUUACAGGUAAUCAAAUUUGUGAUAAAAUUCUGCAUUUAUGUGCAACCUCUGAGAUGUCUCAUUUCGUGUUUGUUAUUAUAUGGGAUGUCCAUAGCUUAACUACGUGUUCUUGGGAUCAUUUUGAGUCGAAAAGUUCUAAUAAACGUGAGUCUGAUCUGCAACAGUUUGUCAAGAAAGUGCUCUGCACUCACUAUGAACUGGUUGUUUGAGAAAUUAGUUCACUAAGCUGCGCACAUGGUGCACGUAGGCAAGACAGGGCAGUCAGUGCUAAAGACCGCUAGACAUCUAAGCGCUACUUGCGUUUCCUUCGGGAAGAGCUGCCAUUUAUGUUGGAAGAUUUACUCUGCAAACCAGGCAAGAAAUGUGGCUGCAGCAAGAUGGUGCACCUAUUCAUUUUGGUAGGUAGGUGACUGCAUUUCUGAAUCACCAGUUUCCAGACCAUUGGAUUGGCCAAGGUGGUCCAGUUGCUUGGCCAGCAAGAUCACCAGAUCUUUCAGCAGUGGACUACUUCCUCUGGGGUCGCAUGAAAUCCCUGGUGUAUGCCAUCAAGUCAAACAGUAUGACUGAGCUGCUAAAUCAAAUAAUUGACUCUGGUGCUAACAUCAGAAAUGAUCAUGACUUUGUGAAGAGGGCUGUUACUUCUAUUACACAAAGAGCUCAACUGUGCAUCAACAAUCAGGGUCGCCAUUUUGAGUCACGUAAAUAACGUGAGUAAUUGAAAAUGCAAUUUAGAGUGUAGUCUGAACUUAACAACAACAACAACAAUGUAAUUAAAAUUAAAUGGAAAUAAUGUAAAAGUUACAAAUGCAGUAAAAUGCUCAUUCUCAUUUUUGACGAGCCAUUUCAGAUGGGACCCGUGUUUAUUUGAACUUUGACUCAAAAUGAUCGCAAGAGCACGUAGUUAAGCUAUGGACAUUCUGUAUAUUUUAUUGUUAAUCAUAUUUGUGUAGUUGUAGUCCAGUGUACUAUUUUAAUUUCAGGAUGGUUUAUAUGUUUUAUAAAGAAUUUUGAAAGCUCUUUUAACUAUUAAGUUUCAUGUUGCUUUUAUAAAGAUUUAUUGAACUUAAAAAUGCUUUGUCAUACUAGGCUAUAAUUAAAUUCAAGCUUACAACAGAAUUUGGAAUUGCAUCAUGGAUAUUUUUAUGUGUAUGACAGGUACUCGCUGUGGAAAUUUGGAAGAAUAGAAAUGUGUGUUAUUUGGAGUGGAAAAUGUGUUGUUGUUUAUUGGAAAUAAGAUAAUUUUUACAUACAGA